Anguilla anguilla (European eel) is the source of this 3014-nucleotide messenger RNA. It is a transcript of the gene acsl5, whose product is annotated as acyl-CoA synthetase long chain family member 5. Gene Ontology annotation, biological process: long-chain fatty acid metabolic process. NCBI's taxonomy places the organism in Eukaryota, Metazoa, Chordata, Actinopteri, Anguilliformes, Anguillidae. The transcript is spliced from 21 exons. Gene Ontology annotation, cellular component: endoplasmic reticulum; mitochondrion; membrane. Bases 94 to 2145 code for a protein of 683 amino acids. The record is from RefSeq and is a predicted model, not a curated record. Gene Ontology annotation, molecular function: arachidonate-CoA ligase activity.
CUCUGUUUACGGACGAAGAGCUUCGAUAAAGCAUGAUCCACUGGAGCUGCCAUUCCAGCCUCUAACAAACCUGCAAGAAACAGUGGUGUCCUCAUGAUGGAAAGCCUUCUCCAGUUUCUGUUCUCACCCCUGCCCACCCCAGCCCUCGUUUCCCUCUUCAUCCUGGGGGGUGCCGCCCUCCUGUGGCUCAACUCCCGCCCAAAACCGGUCAGAUCCCCAGUCGACCUCAACCGGCAGACCAUGGGAAUCCAGGGUGGAGCCAGGAAAAGCGCCUUAAUGAAAGACAACAAUCUGAUGUCAUACUAUUACGACGAUGCGCGAACACUGUAUGAGGUUUUUCAGAGGGGUCUGCAUGUUUCAGGUAAUGGUCCCUGCUUGGGCUACAGGAAGCCAGGACAGCCCUACCAGUGGCUGAAGUACAAACAGGUAUCAGAUCGAGCACAGCACUUGGGCUCAGGGCUGCUGCACAGGGGUCUCUCUCCCUCCCCAGAUCAGUUCAUCGGCAUCUUUGCCCAGAACAGACCAGAGUGGAUCAUAUCAGAGCUGGCCUGCUACACAUACUCUAUGGUAGCUGUUCCACUCUAUGACACAUUGGGCCCCGAAGCACUGGUUUUCAUAAUUAACAGAGCUGACAUUUCUACGGUGCUGUGCGACAAACAGGAAAAGGCGGACAUACUCCUGAGUAACUGUGAAAAGGAACUCACGCCAGUGCUCAACACCAUCAUACUCAUGGACGCCUUUGACCCGGAUCUAAUCGACAGGGGGUCAAAGUGCGGGGUGGACAUCCUGUCCUUAAGGGAGGUGGAGACUCUGGGAAAAGACAACAAAAAAGAUCCCAUUCCUCCGAAGCCAGAGGACCUCAGCAUUGUGUGUUUCACCAGUGGGACUACAGGAGAUCCUAAGGGUGCCAUGCUGACACACGAGAAUGCGGUUUCAGAUGCAGCCAGUGUGCUUAAGAGCUUUGAUAGUGCCUAUACCCCAGUUCCCCAGGAUGUCUCCAUUUCUUUCCUGCCCCUGGCUCACAUGUUCGAGAGAGUUGUCCAGACAGUGAUGUACGGUGCCGGGGCCCGGGUUGGCUUUUUCCAAGGGGACAUCAGGCUCCUUUCUGAUGAUAUGAAGACAUUGCAGCCCACCAUUUUCCCUGUGGUUCCUCGCUUGCUCAACCGAGUGUACGACAAGGUUCAGAGUGGAGCCCAGACUCCGUUCAAAAAGUGGCUGCUCAAUUUUGCCAUUGAGAGGAAGCACUCAGAAGUGAAGGAGGGGAUAAUCCGAAACAACGGUAUCUGGGACAGGCUCAUCUUCCACAAAGUCCAGGAGUCUCUCGGAGGGCGGGUCCGUGUGAUGGUGACGGGGGCAGCACCCAUCUCCCCCUCUGUGCUCAGUUUCCUCAGGGCGUGCCUUGGAUGUCAGAUUUUUGAGGCAUAUGGCCAGACUGAGUGCACUGCUGCCUGCACCAUCAGUGCACCAGGAGACUGGACAUCUGGACAUGUUGGCAUUCCUCUUCAAUGUAACAUUGUAAAACUUGUCGACGUCGAAGAAAUGAACUAUUUUGCAGCAAACGGAGAAGGGGAGGUCUGCAUUAAGGGCAAAAACGUGUUCAGGGGAUACCUGAAAGACAAGGACAAGACUGCCGAGGCUCUGGAUGAAGACGGUUGGCUCCACACGGGAGACGUUGGGAAGUGGCUGCCGAGCGGGGUCCUGAAAAUCAUUGAUCGGAAGAAGAACAUCUUUAAACUGGCCCAGGGAGAGUACAUCGCCCCAGAGAAGAUUGAAAAUGUGUAUGUGAGGAGUGGGCCAGUGGCUCAGGUGUUUGUGCAUGGAGACAGCUUACAGGCUUGCCUGGUGGGUAUUGUAGUUCCUGACCAAGAAGUGCUUCCCAGUUUCGCUGCCAAAUUAGGAGUGGAGGGCUCUCUGGAGAAGCUCUGCAAUAAUCAGGAAGUAAAAAAGGCCAUACUCUCUGACCUAAUAAGACUGGGUAAGGAAGCUGGGCUGAAGUCCUUUGAGCAAGUCAAGGAUCUGCAUCUUCACCCGGAACAGUUCAGCAUCGAGAACGGCCUGCUGACGCCCACGCUGAAAGCCAAGAGGGCCGAUUUGGCCAAAUUCUUUCAACCCCAAAUCACCAGCCUCUACGCCAGCAUCCAGUGAUGCAUCUCGAGGAUGCCGUUUCGAUCUGCUGCUGGACUUAGGAGGCCUUUCACCCCUCUCAGAGAAACAUCUAUUUUUUUCCAUAAACAGAAUAAUCUCGAAGUAUGUAUACAGAUACAGGCAAAUUAUUGGGACAUUUGUGUCAAAUUGGUUGUUAUUUUCCCUGUACUAAUCAAAUUUUCAAAUUAAACAAUGACUAUGAGGCCAAAUUCACAAUGUCUGCAUUUAUUUCAUGCGGGUUUAUUUAAAGAGACAUUGAACUAUAUUGCAACAAUGCCGCUGGGGGGACUCUACUCAUUACAUAUAGUUCAAUGUCUGUUUAAAAAAACACACUAAAUAAAUUAUUGAAUAUUUAACUUGAUUAGCAAAACAACCAGUUUGACGCAACUGUCCCAAUACCUUUUCAUUUAACUGUAUAUUUUGUGUGAUGCAGGAGACUGAACUGGAAAGAGCCCUCUGUUCUGGGUUGAGCUUUUGGGGUCAAAAGAAAACUUCCCCAUUGGAUGAUGGACAGGAUAGACUACUAGGUGGAGAAAGGAGCUUCUCAUUGUAUGCCAACAGAUUUUGAUCUUCCCAAUUUAAGACAGAGAGAGGGAUAAUAUCUGUAUAAUCACCUGUAUAAUCACCAGUGUCUGUUGAAUGAUGCCAAUAACUCUCAUGCAACACCACAUUCCGUUUGUAAUAAUUUGCAUAAUUUUAAAAACAUAAAAAAGUACUAGAUUACUUGCCCAUUAAUCACUGCAUGUAGAUCCCAAGACUUGUCUGCUAAACCACCAGCACAGCAUUAAGUUCAUCAGGGCCUGUUGACUUUCCCUGAACAUGUUACCUUUUUUAUGUGGACAUUUCAAUAAAACUCCCUUUACCUGUAA